AUCUGAAAUGCCAUUGUUGGCAUGGGCUGGCCCUUCACAGAAAUUGAGAAAGACGGGCCGCUGGAAUUUCAGUGAACAGUGAAAUUGAAGAGCACAGAGUGGGUGGGUAAAGGCUGUUUCUGCGAUUUGAAUCGGGAGAAUUUAUAGAUGGACACGACUGAGGUGAACGAGGGGCGGUGAGAAAUGAAGGGAUGCGCCACAAGUCCCGACGUGGAGCCAGCGCUUGCAUGAUGGAAGGAAUGGGUUCUAUCCGUCCAUAACCCAUAAUCAGCAGAGUCUGCGGUCAUCCCGCUCCAGCGAUGCACAGGGGCAACUCCCCGAGCUUCUCUCCUUCUCUCUGUCCAUAUCUGGCCAUCGGUCUUUAAUUAGUAGCCGACGCAGCUGCGUCUUCGUCUUCCCCUUGGCGUAUCACCCCAAACAUUCCCUUUAGAUUUCAAUUUCGAUUUCAUCACCUAUUCGCUCCUUGCCACCCCCUUCAACCUCCGUUUUUUCUCUCCCUCUUGGGCAUUUCAUUGAACACGUAGACCGCAAGGUAGGACAAGCAACAGGGAAGCCUAUCUCCGAUCUCCCGUUGCAUUUCUUUGACACAGAGAGAGUUGGGAAGAUGAGUUUCAGGGAGGAGAAUGAAGAUCUCAGGAAGCCGUUCCUCCACACGGGGAGCUGGUACCGUAUGGGGUCGAGGCAAUCCAGCAUGUUGGGAUCUUCUCAGGCCAUUCGCGACAGCUCCGUCUCUGUCGUCGCCUGCGUCCUCAUCGUCGCCUUGGGUCCUAUCCAGUUUGGCUUCACCUCUGGUUAUUCUUCACCUACCCAAUCGGCCAUUACUAGCGACCUGAACUUGACUGUGUCGGAGUUCUCAUUGUUUGGUUCGCUCUCAAAUGUGGGCGCCAUGGUUGGGGCAAUAGCGAGCGGUCAGAUUGCUGAGUACAUUGGGAGAAAAGGGUCCUUGAUGAUAGCUGCCAUCCCUAAUAUUAUUGGUUGGCUUGCAAUAUCAUUUGCCAAAGAUUACUCAUUUCUUUACAUGGGAAGACUGUUGGAGGGUUUUGGUGUGGGAAUAAUAUCGUACACGGUUCCUGUAUAUAUAGCUGAGAUAGCACCUCAAAACAUGAGAGGCCGCCUUGGUUCUGUUAAUCAGCUCUCUGUAACAAUUGGAAUAAUGCUUGCCUAUCUUCUGGGACUUUUCGUUCAUUGGAGAAUACUUGCAGUGUUGGGAAUAUUGCCAUGUACGAUAUUGAUUCCUGGCUUGUUUUUUAUCCCAGAAUCUCCUCGGUGGCUAGCAAAAAUGGGUAUGACAGAAGAUUUCGAAUCUUCUUUACAAGUUCUUCGGGGUUUUGAUACUGAUAUUUCCAUUGAAGUGAAUGAAAUCAAGCGGUCUGUAGCAUCAACGAGCAGAAGAACUACAAUCCGGUUUGCGGAACUCAAACAAAGAAGAUAUUGGUUUCCUUUGAUGAUAGGAAUUGGAUUACUUCUUCUUCAACAGCUUUCUGGCAUCAAUGGUGUUCUAUUCUAUUCUAGUACAAUUUUUAAAGCUGCUGGAAUUUCAUCAAGUAAUGCCGCUACAUGUGGACUUGGCGCUGUUCAGGUUAUAGCCACUGGAGUUACCACAUCGUUGGUGGAUAGACUAGGUCGUCGACUUCUACUUAUUGUGAGUAUAAGAAAAAUGAUUUUAAUUUUGUCAGUAGGUCAUUAUAUUACUUUGGACUGGAAGAAAUAUGCAGUUCAUUAUGUCGUGUGUCAGGUCUCCUGCUCUGGAAUGACACUGAGCCUCCUAAUUGUUGCAGUUUCAUUCUUUGUAAAGGAUUUUGUAACGAAUGAUUCAACCUUUUAUAGCAUAUUGGGCAUCAUUUCAGUUGUUGGGGUUGUGGCCAUGGUAAUUGCCUUCUCUCUGGGAUUUGGACCUAUUCCAUGGGUUAUAAUGUCUGAGAUUCUUCCCGUCAAUAUUAAGGGCCUUGCUGGAAGCAUUGCCACACUUGCCAACUGGUUUAGUGCUUGGGUGAUUACAAUGACUGCAAACUUUCUCUUAUCUUGGAGCACUGGAGGAACCUUUGCGAUUUACAUGGUUGUGUGUGCUGUCAGUUUGGCGUUCGUGAGUCUUUAUGUCCCCGAGACAAAGGGAAGAACUCUGGAAGAAAUUCAGUGGUCAUUCAGAUAGUUUGUUUUUACAUUUCUUUUCUUUUCCCCUUUCCUCCUGUGCCAUAAAAAUUCAUUUCUGCAACGCCCAGCAGUAUUGUGCAGAUGCAUAUUUGUAUCUUCUUUCUAUUCCUUCAGCCAGCACCUUCCAUUCUUUGGCUUGUAUUGGUAUGCGGCUCCUAAUGCCUUCCAAUGGAAUGAUGCCUUUGUUAUUUCAUUUCAUUUGUUUACUCUCAAACAUUUAAACAGGCAAACAGCUAAUCAUUUGCAUUUGCUUUA
Messenger RNA from Malania oleifera, 2406 nucleotides. Its product is annotated as sugar transporter ERD6-like 6. Gene Ontology annotation, molecular function: sugar transmembrane transporter activity. Gene Ontology annotation, cellular component: membrane. NCBI's taxonomy places the organism in Eukaryota, Viridiplantae, Streptophyta, Magnoliopsida, Santalales, Ximeniaceae. The transcript has 17 exons. Gene Ontology annotation, biological process: transmembrane transport; carbohydrate transport. The record is from RefSeq and is a predicted model, not a curated record. The coding region runs from base 605 to 2149 and encodes 514 amino acids.